CCUUCAACUAUAUUUUUUUCUGGUCAUGUAGCACCAGUUUCAAACGUGUUUGCACUUGUGAAACUGCACAGGCAGCCUAGUUCCAUAAACGGAUCAUAUUUCCGGUCGUGAAAUACUUAUUUACCGUUUCCCCGCCCUCCCGAGAGCAGCAUCCUAGUUAACCUACCGUAGACUGUAUGCAGCCGACCAGCUCGUAACGUCACGCCAUUUUCCAUCGACGACCGAGAGGAACAAACCAGCCAGAGAAACGCGGGUAGUCAGAGCUGUGGAUUGCACCGAAAACGAUCCGGUCAUGCAUCGUGACUGUCCUCUUGACUGCAAGGUCUAUGUUGGAAAUUUGGGCAACAAUGGAAACAAGACUGAGUUAGAGAGGUCGUUCGGCUACUACGGUCCUCUGCGCAGUGUUUGGGUGGCCAGGAACCCUCCAGGCUUCGCCUUUGUAGAAUUUGAAGACGGUCGAGAUGCUACUGAUGCCGUGCGAGAGCUCGAUGGAAGGACGUUGUGUGGUUGCCGGGUGCGAGUAGAGCUGUCCAACGGCGAGAAGCGCAGUCGCACCCGUGGCGCUCCUCCUCCAUGGAGCAGGCGCCCUCGAGACAGAGACGACAACAACAGACGUCGUAGCCCACAAGCCAGACGAAGAUCCCCACGCAAGAGGAGCUUCAGCCGCAGUCGAAGCAGGUCUUUCUCCAGAGACAGGAGGAGGGAGAGGUCCCUCUCCCGGGACAGGAACCAUAAACCUUCACGGUCUUUCUCCCGAUCAAGGAGUCGCUCCAGGUCUAACGACAGAAAGUAGAGGAACACCCGCCGGGUGUAAAGGGAGCUGAAGAUGAACGGUUGUACAGGCUUGCCCGUUUCAAAUGAUGGAAUUCAACAUGGCCGUGUCGCCGUUUUUGUGAUGACUUUUUUUGUUUUAACAAUCAAGUGUUUUAGUGUCCCUCCCCUUUACAUGUUAUCAUUUUCACAGACAUUGAGUGGGUGUGUACAAGUGUGACGCCUCACCUCAGUCCACCUAGUCUGUCCUGAAACAGUCGUGCCACCCAGCAUUCCAGUUCACCAAUUAUUCUCUUAAGAGUUUUUCUUUUUGUCAAUGAAUGUACUGUGUAGUUUGACAUAGUGUGAGUAGUUGCUCUUUUUCAAUGCCAUCAUUUUUUCAGUGAGGAUUGGGAUGAUUUAUAAGAGUCUCUCCUUUUGACUGUCUGUUUUCAAUGUGCUACUUUCUUACUUCACCCUGAUGGUUUCCAUCUGUUAAAGGUUGGUUUGUAAUAAAAACAGCCUCGCGUCCAAGAGUCAAAACUGGCAUAGAUUUAGAAAAAAAAGACUGAUUUUUGUUCUUGAAGUUUUCCAUAAUUUUUCUUUUGUUUGAUACAAUGUGAAAUGGUCUCUCAAUUAAAGAAACCGGUUGAUUACAAAAGA
This is a messenger RNA of Anarrhichthys ocellatus (wolf-eel), 1413 nucleotides long. RefSeq names its product serine and arginine rich splicing factor 3b (gene srsf3b). The transcript is spliced from 6 exons. Gene Ontology annotation, molecular function: RNA binding. NCBI's taxonomy places the organism in Eukaryota, Metazoa, Chordata, Actinopteri, Perciformes, Anarhichadidae. The record is from RefSeq and is a predicted model, not a curated record. The coding region runs from base 293 to 793 and encodes 166 amino acids.